CCUGUGAAAUGUUUUCAGACUGCCAACUCUGAGUGCCUGGUAGCAGCAGCUAUUCCUGAGUCUAUAUCACUUCAGACAAUUUGACCCUGUAUUAAAGACCUGUUCAGCAUGGACCAUAAUAUACGCCUGAAUUAUCACAAGGACUGUGAGAGUGCUGUCAAUCGCAUGAUCAACAUGGAACUCUAUGCCUCGUAUGUUUACCUCUCCAUGUCCUAUUACUUUGACCAAGGAUCUGUUGCCCUGGACAACUUUAUGAGGUUCUUCAAGAAGCAGUCAGACAAGGAACGUGAACAAGCGGAGAAUCUGAUGAAAUUCCAGAAUCAACGAGGGGGCCGAAUCAGCCUGCAAGAUAUCAAGAGACCUGAACAAGAUGACUGGGACAGUGGUCUGCAGGCAAUGCAGUGCGCUCUGCAGUUGGAGAAGAACAUUAACCAAACCCUACUGGAGCUGUACAAACUGUCUAAGGAUAGAAGUGACCCUCAUUUGUCUAACUUCCUGGAGACCCACUACUUGGAGAAGCAAGUCAAGACCAUCAAGAAACUUGGCGACCACAUCACCAACCUGCAUCGCUUAGGUGCCCCUCAGAAUAGCAUGGCUGAAUAUCUGUUCAACAAGCACACUUUGGGAGCAGAGUAGACAAUGGAAACGCCAGUCUCCAAGUACCCUCCAACUCUUGAGUGCGAUGGUAUCUACUUCUCAAAAAAAUUCCCCAGAGCUUGAAUAAAUAUUGUUUCAUUCUA
Molecule: messenger RNA, 740 nt
Organism: Rhincodon typus (whale shark)
Lineage: Eukaryota; Metazoa; Chordata; Chondrichthyes; Orectolobiformes; Rhincodontidae
Product: ferritin, heavy subunit-like
Exons: 4
Coding region: 109-636 (175 amino acids)
Biological process (GO): iron ion transport; intracellular iron ion homeostasis
Cellular component (GO): cytoplasm
Molecular function (GO): ferrous iron binding; ferric iron binding
Source: RefSeq, a predicted model, not a curated record